Molecule: messenger RNA, 567 nt
Organism: Musa acuminata AAA Group (dessert banana)
Lineage: Eukaryota; Viridiplantae; Streptophyta; Magnoliopsida; Zingiberales; Musaceae
Product: putative invertase inhibitor
Exons: 1
Coding region: 1-567 (188 amino acids)
Molecular function (GO): enzyme inhibitor activity
Source: RefSeq, a predicted model, not a curated record
AUGGAAGGAACCGCAGCAAAGCCCAGCAUGCUCGCGCUCGUCUUCCUCCUCUCCACCGUACUUCUUCUAACGAUCUCCUCUCCUUGCGAUGCUACCCUUCUCCAAGACACAUGCAGGAGAAUCACGACAUCGCGCUCCGGCAUCGGCUACGAAUUCUGCGUCGCAUCGCUCCAGGCCGACCCCGCGUGCGCCUCGGCGGACCGGCGCGGCCUGGCAAUGAUCGCCACGAGGCUCUCCCUCGCGGGCGCCUCCGCCGCCCUGUCCGCCAUCACCAACAUGACCAGAGCGAAGCCUAAUCCUUGGUCGACAGACUGCCUGGGCGUCUGCUGGGAAGUCUACGACGCGGCCAUCGACCACCUCAACGUCGCCAUGCGGAACCUCGGCGCCGGGCGGUACCGCGAGGCGGUGGUGUUCCUCAGCGCCGCCGUGGACGCGCCGGACAACUGCGAGGACGCGUUCAGGGAGAUGGGAGACGGCACUUCGUCGUCGCCGUUGGCGCACGAGGGCAGGGACUUUGGUAGGGUGGCCGCCAUGGCUCUCGCCAUUACCGCCACCCUGGGGGGAUAA